AUGGGGUUAUCGUCGAACCCGUCAUCCGCCUUUACGGGCGUCGUCAUCGGACUCGUGUCGUCCUUCGGAUCCAUCGUCCUCAUCGCUUUGGUUAUCUUUAUCUUCUGGGUUUCCGGCUGCGCGAGCACUGGUCGCAUCAUUCUCGAUCGACUUGGCCGACCAGGCGAAUACGAUGAUGAACAGGCAUUCGCGCGUGAUGAGGCAGAGGCCCUCGAGGUCAUGGACGACAUGGCCCGCCAGGAAUACCUUCGUGCGAAGGCCUGGGUUACCGCAAACCCUCCCGAAUCAAUGCAAACUGAUAUCUCUCUAUCGCAAUAUCUUGCUAUCCAAGAAAAGGGUGUCUCCGCAUGGGAGUUUGAACCCGAACUCGAAAUCGCCAACUGCUUUGUCGAAGCUCGCACCGAGAUAGAAUUCUUUGACUCAGAAUGUACCGUCAUGAGCAACCUCCCUGUUCCCAAGCAAAACGACGUCUAUUACUGGGAGGCCAAGAUAUACGAGAAGCCAGAGAGCACUCUGCUGAGCAUCGGCAUGGCUACUAAGCCUUACCCUCUCUUCCGCCUACCUGGUUACCACAAGUACUCUGUUGGAUACCAAUCCACCGGUGCUCGCCGUUAUAACCAACCGUUUGGCGCGACCCCUUACGGUCCCCCCUUGGUCCAAGGCGAUGUUGUCGGUGUGGGUUAUCGUCCUCGAACUGGAGCUAUCUUCUUCACUCGUAACGGUAAGAAACUUGAGGAGGUGGUCCACGGUCUCAAGGCACAGAACUUCUUCCCCGCCAUUGGAGCAAACGGUCCCGCUACUAUUCACGUCAACCUCGGACAGGCCGGCUUCGUUUUCAUCGAGGCCAACGUCAAGAAAUGGGGUCUCGCUCCCGUCACUGGAAGCCUGGCUCCUCCACCUCCUUAUGGAUCUGAGCAGGGCAGCAUUCUGUUGGAAGCUGGUACCAAGGACGGCGCUACUUAUCCUCAAGGCAGGCAGCACAGUCACUCCAUUACAGCAAGCUCAUACAACACACGCAAUCCAUCUAACGACUUGAACCCUUCACAUGGACGAACACGUAGCGGCAACUUCCGCGUGCUGCCUCCCACAAGCCCUGGACCGGUCAGGAGUUCAACAGAUAUUUCUUUAGCUCACUUUGUACCCAAUGAGGAGAAUGGCGAAGCUAGCGGCAAUGCCGGACCUCAACAGGAGACUCACAACCAUAACCCUUUGCACUUGCACCUCGAGGACGCAACAAAUCCACCACCCGAAUACCAAAGUCCCGACCAUUCAAGUAGUGACGAUGAUCGAUAUGGCAGCGACAGCGAGGAAGAUACGCCUUUGAUUCGAGUGAUGAACCGCAGUCGAGGCAACUCGUCAGCCACUGUUACCCCUGGCCGAACUUCCAGCCCGCGUCAUCCACCCGUGCCCAGCUACAGUGACGCCGUACGACAAGGUGCUGGCCGGGAUCGAAGUGACAGUGCGCGACUGCCCCCACCGAACCGAACUUCAUCGAACAGGCCUCGAAGCAGUACAUCAGCUUGA
Messenger RNA from Fusarium coffeatum, 1524 nucleotides. RefSeq lists its product as uncharacterized. The coding region runs from base 1 to 1524 and encodes 507 amino acids. NCBI's taxonomy places the organism in Eukaryota, Fungi, Ascomycota, Sordariomycetes, Hypocreales, Nectriaceae. Gene Ontology annotation, molecular function: protein binding. The record is from RefSeq and is a predicted model, not a curated record. The transcript has 3 exons.